Molecule: messenger RNA, 1822 nt
Organism: Calypte anna (Anna's hummingbird)
Lineage: Eukaryota; Metazoa; Chordata; Aves; Apodiformes; Trochilidae
Gene: RBM22
Product: RNA binding motif protein 22
Exons: 11
Coding region: 86-1348 (420 amino acids)
Cellular component (GO): U2-type catalytic step 1 spliceosome; Prp19 complex; U2-type catalytic step 2 spliceosome
Molecular function (GO): pre-mRNA binding; metal ion binding; U6 snRNA binding
Source: RefSeq, a predicted model, not a curated record
UCGUGACUUCCGCCGCCCGCCGGGGUCGGGGCGGAGCGGCGCGGGGCUCCCGGUGGCGAGCGGAUCGGAUCGGAACCGGGCCGCAAUGUCGACAUCACUGGGCUCCAACACCUAUAACCGGCAGAACUGGGAGGACGCGGACUUCCCUAUUCUGUGCCAGACAUGUCUGGGAGAGAACCCCUACAUUCGAAUGACCAAAGAAAAAUAUGGAAAAGAAUGCAAGAUUUGUGCCAGGCCCUUCACAGUGUUCCGGUGGUGCCCUGGGGUUCGGAUGCGUUUCAAGAAGACAGAAGUGUGCCAGACAUGCAGCAAGCUGAAGAAUGUCUGUCAGACCUGUCUGCUUGACCUGGAGUAUGGUUUGCCUAUUCAAGUGCGGGAUGCAGGACUCUCCCUCAAGGAUGAAAUGCCCAAGUCUGAUGUCAAUAAGGAGUAUUACACCCAGAACAUGGAGAGGGAGAUAGCCAAUUCUGAUGGCACCAGACCAGUUGGUGCUCUAGGAAAAGCUACAUCCACCAGUGACAUGCUGCUGAAGCUGGCCAGGACCACUCCUUACUACAAACGUAACCGUCCUCACAUCUGCUCCUUCUGGGUGAAAGGAGAAUGCAAGAGAGGAGAAGAGUGUCCCUACAGACAUGAGAAGCCAACAGAUCCAGAUGAUCCUCUGGCUGAUCAGAACAUCAAAGAUCGUUACUAUGGAAUUAAUGAUCCUGUGGCUGAUAAACUUCUGAAACGAGCAUCAACCAUGCCUCGUCUGGACCCCCCGGAUGACAAGACCAUCACUACACUCUAUGUUGGAGGCCUUGGAGAUACCAUCACUGAAUCAGAUCUCAGAAAUCACUUUUACCAGUUUGGGGAGAUCCGGACGAUCACCGUAGUGCAGCGGCAGCAAUGCGCGUUCAUCCAGUUCGCCACCCGGCAGGCAGCAGAAGUGGCUGCUGAGAAAUCCUUCAACAAACUCAUUGUCAAUGGUCGCAGGCUCAAUGUCAAGUGGGGAAGGUCCCAGGCAGCAAGAGGAAAAGAAAAGGACAAGGAAGGUACUACGGAAUCGGGGAUAAAGCUGGAGCCAGUUCCAGGACUUCCUGGAGCCCUCCCACCUCCUCCAGCUGCAGAAGAAGAGGCUUCUGCAAAUUACUUCAACCUCUCUCCCAGUGGCCCUCCAGCUGUGGUUAACAUUGCCUUGCCACCUCCUCCUGGCAUUGCUCCUCCACCACCUCCAGGUUUUGGACCACACAUGUUCCAUGCCAUGGGGCCUCCACCUCCCUUCAUGAGAGCCCCUGGCCCCAUUCAUUACCCAUCCCAGGAUCCCCAGAGGAUGGGUGCCCACGCAGGGAAGCACAGCAGCCCCUAGCACACCACCCUCAUCCUUUCAGUAAAUGCUAUUUUCUAGUUACCAUGGUAGCACCAUAUGUUGAGGUGUGGGCGAGCUAAAGAAGCCUUAUUUCCCUGCUUGCAAAUGCUGGGAAAGCUGAGCUCUGUGUCUCCACUUGCUAAUUGGGUCCUUGAUACUUCCCAGGUCUUUUGUUUGGGGUAAGGGGUGGGGGGCAGGGGAUCAGGUGUACCAGAAUUACAGUGCUAUUCGUGUAUCCCCUUUGCACACUUUUGAAAUAAACUUCUGGAAAAAGAAAACCAAACCCUUGAUAUCCUCAGUCAGAACACUAUGGACUGUUUAAAUGUAACCAGACACUCUUCCCUUUGUCAGGUAACUAAUGAGCUGAAAACUAAGACUAUCAGUGUGCCAAACCUAUGGCUUUGUCAUAAUUUGCCACAGAAUUUUCCUUUCUCAUUUUUCCUGAAGUCUGGCUUAACAAAAAACAAAGUAAAA